Molecule: messenger RNA, 2680 nt
Organism: Scophthalmus maximus (turbot)
Lineage: Eukaryota; Metazoa; Chordata; Actinopteri; Pleuronectiformes; Scophthalmidae
Product: tRNA-dihydrouridine(20a/20b) synthase [NAD(P)+]-like
Exons: 13
Coding region: 247-1659 (470 amino acids)
Biological process (GO): tRNA processing
Molecular function (GO): tRNA dihydrouridine synthase activity; flavin adenine dinucleotide binding
Source: RefSeq, a predicted model, not a curated record
UUUUGCACACGCCCACUUUUUUCCCCGCAUGGUUGGGACGGAAUCGUCGGAGGUUUCAUGUUGUCCUGAAGUAAACCUCGCUGUUUUCUAUCUAGUGUCUCCGGUCGUACGACCAGUGUAGUUAUCGUCCGUGAGACGAUGGAAUAGUUGUCAGACGACAGAGCAGAUCCGCGGACUACUCCUGGACAUCGAGCUAGCUAGCUCGAAGCGGUAGCUAGCUGGCGAACAGUGUGGCGCGUGAGCAGGAUGAAGACUUGCAAUGGCAACACCAGUAUCUUGGACAUGUUCGAAAAGGGGAAAGUUCUGAAGAUAUGCGCCCCAAUGGUGCGAUAUUCCAAGCUUGCAUUCAGGUCCCUGGUGAGGAAAUACGACUGUGACAUCUGCUUCACCCCAAUGAUAGUUGCCGCUGACUUCAUGCGAUCGGUCAAAGCCAGAGACAGUGAAUUCACCACCGCUGAGCGUGACCGGCCCCUGAUCGCGCAGUUCGCUGCCCAUGAUGCUCAGACUCUGGCCGACGCAGCCUGCGUCGUAGCUCCUUUCUCCGAUGGAGUUGACCUCAACUGUGGCUGUCCCCAGAGGUGGGCUAUGUCCGCCGGGUAUGGUGCAUGCCUCAUCAACAAGCCUGAACUUGUGAAAGACAUGGUCAGACUUGUCAGAAACCAAGUGGACAAUCCAAACUAUACAGCAUCCAUCAAAAUAAGAAUUCACAAGGACCUGAGGCAGACAGUAGAUCUGUGCCAGAAGGCUGAAUCGGCGGGUGUGUCGUGGAUAACGGUCCAUGGCCGUACAACAGAUGAACGCCACCAGCCAGUCCAUUAUGAUGCUAUAAAGACAAUCAAAGACAGCAUAUCUGUACCUGUCAUUGCCAAUGGAGACAUAAAGUACCUCCGUGACGUGGAGUCCAUCCAUCACCUUACUGGUGUUGAUGAAGUGAAGAAAAAGAUGACGUUGCAGUGGACUGCUGUGGCCUCCUUCCUCUAUGUGGAGAUUGGCAUCCUCGUCAUCCUCUGUCUGCCGUUCAUCUCUGCCAGGAGGUGGCAGAGUAUUUUCCAGCUGAGGGUCUGGAGCUUCAUGGCGAGGUUCUGGAACAAAGUGUUUCUCACCAUGGUCAUUGUACUGAUCGUUCUCUUCCUUGAUGCUGUCCGUGAAGUGAGAAAGUAUUCGAGUAGAGAACACGGCGCAGGUGCCAAGAUGCAAGCAAACAUGCAGGACCACCUGCACAUGAAGCUUUUUCGAGCUCAGAGGAACCUCUACAUCUCAGGCUUCACCGUCUUCCUCUGGCUGGUUAUGAAGCGACUGGUCACCUUGAUUAACCAGCUGGCAGCAAUGUCUGGGACCACGGCUGUUCUUCAGGCGCAGGCUGACACCGCUAACCAGACGGCCAAGAAAUACAUGGAGGACAACGAGCUGCUGAAACAGACUCUGACGGAAGCAAAGGGUGAUGAGGCUGCUGCAGCAGGCAUGGAGCUGUUGAAGAAAGAGGUAAAGAAUCUGAAAGAAGAGCUGAAGACCACAGGGGAUGUGCUGAAGAAGUCCCAGUCUGAGUCGGAGGUGAUGAAGAUGCAGACGGAGGGCCUUGCCAGGGAAUACGAAAGACUAUUGAAAGAACACCAGGAGCUCCAGAAUCUUCAAGAUGGUGAAAACAAGAAGGACGACUAGUUAUUGUAAAAUGUUUAAAGGUUCAAGUGUUUAUGCAGCAUCUUUAGCCUCCUGACGAAAGAGCCACUGCUUUUUCUUCAUAUAUAACACCUUGUGUCACAAUGCAGAUCACAAAAGCAGGACUGGCUCAUUGGAAGGACAGACUUUUGGCAGAUGUCAUUUGUCUCAGUCAAGUACAAGAUUCGCCAAAAGCCGCAGCCUCCGAUUACUGUGGUACACCACUAUGAAUGUAUUUUGAUAUUUAAGAUUUGCUUCUUUAUUUCUGUAUGUAGCAGGGAGUCCUACUGCACCCACUUUGAGCUUAAACACAGGCGGGAAAUUCAGUCUGUGCUUGCCUGGCUGUGCAAAUGUAGUUUUUUAAUAUACAGCUUCAAUUAAAUAAUCCACCUUGACAUUUUUUUGUCGUAUUCCAGACAAUGUUUUUGUUGUUGUUUUUUUAACCUACAGGUUUACAGAUGUAAGUAGUUGGAUGGUUAUAGUCUUUUUGGCUUCCCUCUUAAUUUUACUAUUUCUAUGUUGGAACUUUCUGCAGAAAAUGUAUGGAUAUAAAUUAAGUAGAAUAUCUAUAGGAGUACAAUUCAGAAGAAAAAAAAAAUCAAAAUUCAACCAUUUCUUUUAGUCUUAAAAUAAAACACAUUCAUGUUUCUGGGCCACAGAAGGAUCCGAUUAUUUUACACUUGCCGCACUGUUUCAAGUGUUUACUUUAGGGUUAGGGCACCAGUUGCACUGUGUCGUUUUGUAUGAAAUGAAGCUUAUAUGGUUUUACUUAUAUUUCUGUUGUCCCAACAGAGCCAUGUGACAGUGAAAGCUGAGUUGAGAAUGUCCUCUCUGGAUGCUUCAAUGUUUCCUAGUUUUUUUUUUUGCUGAAACAAUUAUUGCAUGGGUUUCUCACAUUUCCUCCUAGGUCGUCAAAAUGCAAAAAUGUCUCUUGAUCUUAUUUUUAUGUUACAGACAUACAUUGGAAUGAAGUGCCUUGUAGGUGGAUGCAAUACUUUUUGUUAAAUAAAGAUGAUUUUCUCUA